CGGCUGCUGAGCCCCACAGGAAUGCUGCUAGAAACGCUCUCUGUUUUAGUGCAGAGAGCAAACUGGCUGAGAACCAUUUGGCUGCACAGGACAUAAUUGUUAUUGCACAAUUGUGGCACACACAGAAUACAAAAGGAGUGCAAUAGUUCCAGCAAGGAAAGCCAAGUCUGACUGAGGGGAUAUACUCCAUUGCACAGUAGCUUGGAGAGGAAAACAAUGCAGGAGUAAAGCAGUUUCAUGCAAAUCCAGCACAAGGGGAGAAAACCUGGGACUUAAGCAUCUGGAUGAAAUUUGGGAGGGUUUUGCUGGUCCAAACCAAAAUCCUCAGGAAGGCGAUAUUCCCCUCGCACAAAGCACUUGUAGGAUCCUAAGGAGAGAGGAGAGAAAGGCACUGACUGAUUGUUGUGUGGACACUCAGGCUAUUCCCAAGGAGACGGAACUGUGAGUGUCCUCUGAUGGCUCCCCAAGGCAGCCACUCUGCACACUAAGCAAUGGCCUUGAGGUUAUGCCUGAGGAUACGCUUAAAGAGAAGGCCUGUAUUUGGAAUCUGCUUCUUGUUCGCCUUAACUCUACUGUUAAAUAAUAAUUUUUCCACAUUCCCAGCUCAAGGCAAUGUUAAACAGAAUAUUGAACACAGAAAAGUUGUGCGGCAAAAGCGGUUGUGGGCUGACACCAAGAUCAAUUUGCUCAGUCUGAUCCAAAACUCUGACCACAGAAGCUGGGAUUCUGAUGUUCAGAGCUACAGACAGGAAGUGCAGCCAUACAUUAAGCCCAGCCAUGAUUGCAAGGAGAAGAGCAGUUUAGGUCACACUGGUGAUCAACAACACUGGAAAAGUAAUCCCCUUGACACCAAAGAGAAGAGGGAAAUAACCAGGCAACUUUUACGCGGUUUGUAUACUCCUACAGAUAUUAAGCCAAAGAACAUUAUUUUAGUCACACAAAGGAACAACAUUGAACAACAAUUCUCUGACAAUAAUCUGACUGUAUUUGCUGUCCAGCUGUUUAAUGACAUUAAGCCAAAAAAUGCCUUUCCUCCCAAACUUUCUACAAUGAGAAAGAAUCCUCUACAAGAUGGUUUUGGAAAAGUACAAUCAGUUGUCACAGGCUACUCAGCAAAAACAAGUGAUAGUGUUCCAUCAGGAAAGACUUCAGUUGUGGCAAGGCCAAAUAAAACAGUUUCUAUUUUGAAAGUGAACAGUGACAGUAAGAGUUUGAGCUAUACCCAGAAUUUUUUCAUGAAUAAUAAAAAACAUUGCUUAAAAUUUAAACCAAAAAAAAACCAAGAAUACCAUGCCAAGACCAGUUUAGGAUUUAAUGAAGAAGCACCACCAUGGUUUACAUCAGAUGACCUGAAAAAAAUGAGGUUAUUGUCAGAAGGCGAGGUUGUUGCAAAAUCUCGAAUUCCUGCACAUGGACAAGUUUUGCAGGUGGGUUUAUGUCCUCUUGCUGAGAAUUGUCAGCAAGGGAAGAUUUGUUCAAAAGGACUUUGUGGAUUAAUAAAGCGUCCAACCGAUUUAUAUGAAGUCCUGGCUUUUCACCUUGACAGGAUUUUAGGGUUAAACAGGAGCCUGCCAGCAGUGGGCCGAAAAUUUACAAGCGAUUUACUGCCCUACAAGUAUACCGACGGUGCCCCAAGGCCAAUCAUAUGGUGGGCUCCAGACAUUAAGCACUUAAAUGACACAAACAAUGAUCAAAACUCUCAUGCACUGGACUGGAUACAAUACCAGCAGAUGUUGAAGCACAGGUGUGGCAUGGGGGACUCUUCAGUGAAUAUUAAUAGACCUCCUUGCCUGGGCAUCAAGCAUACGGAGUGGGCAAUGCUGGCUCUGUUUGAUUUUCUCCUGCAGGUCCAGGAUCGACUAGACCGCUAUUGCUGCGGCUUUAACCCCGACCCAUCAGAGCCCUGUGUGGAGGAACUGCUGCAUGACAAAUGCCGUAAUGCAAAAGGACUUGUUUUAGUGCACAUUUUGGUGCGUCAGAGUAACCCAUCACAUUUAGUUUACAUUGACAACGCGGGACGACCCCAUCACCCUGAAGACAACCUUAACUUUAGGCUUCUGCAAGGGAUAGAUGUGUUUCCAAGUUCAGCUGUGCAAGUGCUGGAAUCGGGCUGUUUAGAGAACUUGCUGCUAAAGUCACUUCAGUUUGACCAUGUGUUUUGGGAAAGCCAAGGAGGCUUUGAGGGCGUGAAGAAAUUAGCUGAAACCAUUAACCGAAGAGGAAAGCUCCUGCUGCAGUACAUGGAAGAGCACAAGUUAACACUUUUACCUGCUCUGUAACUGUCACUUUUCUGCAAGAUGAGGAGAUGGAAUUAGUAAAAUGAUAAACAAUGCAGAAAAACACAUUUUGCUGCUAAUAAUAUUACCAAUAGUUGUCAUGAUGUAAAAAUAUGGCACAAAGGGGACUCUAGAGACAAAGGCAAGUACAGAGCUGUUCCACCCAUUACAUUUGACUUUUAAGCCCUGCAAAUCCUAUGCUUUCUUUUGUUCAUCCUUUAAUUGCAGCACUGACCUUAUCUGUAAGUGCCCAUCUUCCCACUUGGACUUUCUCCCUACAUUUGUAAAUACAAAACUCAAGACAAUGGAAAUCUGCUUAUGCAUUGUGGUAAGAGAGAUGGGCUAAGCAAGAAUUUCCUUCUUUGACUUAUAACAGCAGACCUUCUGGGCCUUAAUGCUACUAAUGAGUUAUGGGGGAACAGUGCAAUAGUUACAGCUUUAUUUUGAACUUCCUGUGGAGCAGGUACUAAUUUGUGGCAUGACUGGUUGUUAUGUAAACUUUUGCUUUAAACUGCAAUUUCCACGAAGCAGGAGAAUGGGAGCCAUAGUUCAUAAAUGGGUAAAAAAGCCUGACAUAAAUGUUGAGCUCAAAUCUCAGCUAAAACCUGAACAAAGUCCCCUUUAUACUUUUGAACUAUUCUAAUACAGAAUACAGCAAUUUUUUUCUAGAAAAAUAUUAAACUACUGUCGGUGUGCAUGUCCAAAAACAUGAAAAAUAUUGCCAGUCUGGCUGCAUGUUUUUAAAACCCUGCCUGUUUUUUCUCUCUGAUACUGAGAAAUGCUAAAGUGAGUUGCCCCAUAGCAGCCACGGAAUGUCAGGCCACUAGGCAGAUAAUUAUGGGUCGCAUCUAAUUGGAGGAUCACUUCAGUUGCGUACAGCUUCUGUAUACUAGCUUUUUUUAAGGUAGUCUUUAGUGUUUCCUUGGCCAGGGGGAUUGCAAUAGCACAAACUUUUUUAACCUUUUUCAUUUCCUUGUAUUGCAAAUAAAAAGAAGAAAAACACAGGUAUAAUUACCAUCAAACCACUAACAUAAUAAUCUUUAUAACUGUAAAAUGUUUAUUUGUAAAAUAAAGACUACAAUGUGCAGCACA
Messenger RNA from Xenopus tropicalis (tropical clawed frog), 3368 nucleotides. It is a transcript of the gene gask1a, whose product is annotated as golgi associated kinase 1A. The transcript is spliced from 5 exons. The record is from RefSeq and is a predicted model, not a curated record. NCBI's taxonomy places the organism in Eukaryota, Metazoa, Chordata, Amphibia, Anura, Pipidae. Gene Ontology annotation, cellular component: endomembrane system; Golgi apparatus. The coding region runs from base 492 to 2279 and encodes 595 amino acids.